Messenger RNA from Tetrahymena thermophila SB210, 1659 nucleotides. RefSeq names its product importin subunit alpha. Gene Ontology annotation, biological process: NLS-bearing protein import into nucleus. Gene Ontology annotation, cellular component: nucleus. The transcript is spliced from 2 exons. Lineage: Eukaryota; Ciliophora; Oligohymenophorea; Hymenostomatida; Tetrahymenidae. Gene Ontology annotation, molecular function: nuclear import signal receptor activity; protein binding. The record is from RefSeq and is a predicted model, not a curated record.
AUGGAUACUCAAAUAUUAGGAUAAGUUAACUUAUGCAAGGAAAAAUUAACUUAGGAAGGAUCUCCUUUAGAGACAAUUAUAGAAUUGAGGAAAAUGACUUCAAAGGAAGUCAGUCCUCCUCUUUAAGAGAUAAUAUAGUCAAAUGUUUGCACUUAGCUAAUAGCUAUAAUGGACAACACCACAAGCAAUGAAAUUAUCUUGGAAUCACUUUGGAUUCUCACUAAUGUGUGUUCAGGCAGUAGCAGUUAGACAUAAUAUGUUAUAAAUAUUGGCGGUAUCGCUACUUUCUUAAAGUACGUCUAACAUGAAAGCGAAGAUAUUAUGGCUCAAGCUCUUUGGGGUUUAGGAAAUAUUGCUGGAGAUAGUAGCAGCAGCAGAGAUUAAGUGCUCAAAUAAGAUGCUGUGACAAUUGUUCUCAAAUAAUUAGAAAGAAAAGACAUUAAAAUAGUCAACUAAAGAACUAUUGUUUGGGUUAUUUCUAAUUUUUGUAGAGGAAAGCCUUAGCCAAAAUACGAAAUAGUGCGUCCUUGUGUAUUUUAUUUGGGUAAAGCUUUAGAGAAAUACAAAAAUGAUCCAGAGAUUGUUGCUGAUUCUCUAUGGGGAAUAAAUUAUCUCAGUGAAACAGAGCUAGCAAUUGAUGAUUUAAUAAAUUAUGGAAUUUUAUAAAAUAUAUGUUAACACUUCUUGAAUUUUAAUUCAACCUCAACACUAACACCUGCAGUCAGAAUUAUAGGUAAUGUGGCAACUUCUAGAGAUAAUUAUGUUGAUAUUCUCCUUUAAUAGAAUAUUCUCCAACCGUUGAUACAGCUAUUUGUUCAUGAUAAAAAAGCAUACAGAAAAGAAUCUCUUUGGACUGUUUCAAAUAUUAUGGCUGGAACUUCUACCUAGGUUUAAAAGGUUUUAGAGCAACCAAAUUUCUAUCAGAAUUUAAUAAAUAAUGUGGGUUAAUAGCUAGAUAUUAGAAAAGAAAUGCUUUAUGUCAUGUCAAAUGGUUUAGGUCACUCUGCAGCCUGUUCUUUUUUCUUAAAAAAUGGCAUCUUAUAAGUGUUCUUUGAACAAUUUGAAGAAGGAGAUUCUAAAAUGAAAAUGGUUAUUUUAGAAGGGCUUCAGCUACUCUUGAAAUAUGUUAAUAAGAAUAAGAAAGUUUACCCCGUUUUAAACGGAAAGCUCCAAUAUCUUAAGAGUAUUGCUACAGAAACUAUUUAUUCAAAUAUGGCUGAUAAGUUAAAAGCUGUUUAUAAACUCUUGAGAAAUUAUGAAAAAAUAAAUCCUCCUGUAGAUGCAAUAAAUAGCUAACUUGAGAACUUGAAAAUAGACGAAUAACAAUAAAGAUAAACUGAAAGCUCUUACGAAACUAUUGACAAUGAAGAAGAUGACGAAGAAGACAUGGAUGAAGAGUUUGAAGAUUGCGAAGAUAUUGACGAAGAAGAAGAGCAAUAAAAUGAUGAAAUAUAAAAUAAUUUGAAUAAGCAAAAAGCACAAGGAGCAAAUGCAAAAGGUAAUUAAGAGUAUGAAAGCAUUUAAAGUAAUGAUAAAGACUUUUUGGGAGCAGCUGCAGGUCCAGCAGCUCCUCCAAAUUUAGAUUAGCUCGAAUAUUAAUAUACAGACGAAUAAUAAUAGUAUAUGUAGGCAUAGGCUGGUGCUGCACCAGGUCCAUGA